AUGUCCUUGGAAGGAGGCUCGACGAGCGAAUGGAGUGAUGAACCGUCAAGUUUCUUCGCGUGGACGUCCAAUAUCCCAUUUAAUGGACCAAUGAACACCGUAACACCGGGCUCCAACAGUAGCCUCAGUGUCGUGGAUUCGGAAUCUGCUGGCGAUGCUCCUCUUGCACUCCUCGAGAAUGACCUCAGCGCACUUGAGGGUGGCAACGAUGAUCCGGUUUUAGCUACAGAAUGCGAGGAUAGCUACGAGAGAAAAAAAUCUAUUCAGCGAUAUGGCUCAAUAGCAGGACAAGAAGCUCCGUGGAGUUUCUGCAUUGCCUCCGACAAGGCAGCAAAAGAAUAUGCUCGAUCUACAAUGACCCGAAAUUUGGUACGGAUAUAUCACGAUAGUAUGGAAAACGCACUCUCUUGCUGGUUAACAGAACACAACUGUCCGUAUGGGCACUCUGCUGGAGGCAUUAUCCCAUACAAAGAGAAGGAAGCCUGGGCGCCAAAUUGGUCCAACAGAAUGUGCAUCCGGGUCUGUCGGCUGGAUCGAGUAGCCUCAUCCGUCCGCGGUCGCACUUUAAGUGCAGAAGAAGAUAGGAUUGCGGCUCGAGCCCUUCAUUUGGCAAUCAUGGCGUUUGCCUCUCAAUGGAUUCAGCAUGCUCAGAAAGGGACUGGAUCAUCGAUUCCGGAAGCGAUCGAUCAAGACGAAAGAUCCAUCCGUGAAUAUGUUUGGAACAAGGCACGACAUGCUCUAGAACACACAACCGGAAUACCUUCUUUCCGUAUCAUUUUCGCAAACAUCAUUUUCUCUCUUACCCAGUGCCCCUUAAAAGAUCGACAGAAUCAAUCCCUAGGCCGGCUUUUGGAGGCUGACCGCGCGCCUAUCUUCCUUGAAAACGCAAACCGCCAGUUAUAUACGUUUCGACAUAAGCUGACGCGACUCCAACGGGAGGCAUCCCCUUUAAUGCAAGAAAGGCGAAGGCAAUCAGUGUCAUCGUCAAUGACUGAUGCUUUGGGAUUAUUGCAGCCAUCGGAGACUCAAGGAGUGGACCCGAUUCUAUCAAAUCAGGAGUAUCGCACAACGCUCAGUCUGAUGUUCUGGUUAGGCAUCAUGUUUGGUACCCUCAGCGCUGCGAUGUAUCAACGCCCACUCGUCGUUUCAGAUGAAGAUAGCCAAAUAUCAUCGGCCUCGCCCGCAAUGUUUGACCCCGGAUCCCAGUUUGAGUUCGGUGGUUGGAACAUUCCUCGGAAGGGAAUAACUGAAAAACAAGAUGUAUGGGGUGAUUUCUUCCUACGCCACCAAGUCGAGUCUGGGCAAUCGACUCAGGCUCAACCUAGAUGGCCAUGUUCCUACGACGAAGCUGCUUCGGUGCUUUCAGAGGCUACCCCUGUCAAAGUGCUCCUAUACCGCCGUGUCACACAGCUCCAAACUCUUGUUUAUCGAGGUGCUCCCUGCGACCGCCUUGAAGAAGUCAUUCAGAAGACUAUCUUUGUUUAUCGCCAUUGGAAAUCCAAGUAUGAGGGAUUUAUGCUGGAUUGUGUUGCAAAUCAUGAGCUACUUCCUCCGCCGAUGCUGCUGGCGGAUGUGAUUGAAGGUAUUGAUCGCGGUGGGCUGGGCUCUGAUUUCGAACGAGAGACCAGGGAAGCUACAAAUUUCGUCACGACGCUCAGAAUAGAUAAUGCCUUUGCAGUUGGUGGCCUGGCUCGGUCCUCGUUACAUGGUCGAGAGCCCACUAUGCACCGACAUUUCCAUGAUUCUCUCAAUGAAGUUGCAUUCCUAGUUGAACCAUGGACUGUUGUGCUCAUUCAUUCAUUUGCAAAGGCCGGUUAUAUUUCGCUUGAAAAUCUUGAUGUCUCUGGCAAGUAUGCUUCGUUGACGGAGAGUCUGCGUGAAAAUUGUGAUUUCUGUAUUCGGGCCCUUGAAUACCUUGGAAGAAAGUCAGAUAUGGCUACUGUCGUCGCUGAAACGCUUUCAAAAUCUUUAGACGCUCGAUUUGCCCCGGAGCAUGACAAUUACGAGUCUAGGAUCUUGACGCCAAGCAGUCUAUCCCCAGACAUGGCUCUUUUCAACGAACAGCUUACUGGUAACAUCGAUGUGCUCGUGUCUCAAUGA
This is a messenger RNA of Penicillium angulare, 2100 nucleotides long. RefSeq lists its product as uncharacterized. The transcript is spliced from 2 exons. NCBI's taxonomy places the organism in Eukaryota, Fungi, Ascomycota, Eurotiomycetes, Eurotiales, Aspergillaceae. The record is from RefSeq and is a predicted model, not a curated record. Bases 1 to 2100 code for a protein of 699 amino acids.